Messenger RNA from Spea bombifrons (plains spadefoot toad), 1912 nucleotides. RefSeq names its product gastrula zinc finger protein XlCGF57.1-like. The record is from RefSeq and is a predicted model, not a curated record. Gene Ontology annotation, biological process: regulation of DNA-templated transcription. The transcript is spliced from 4 exons. Lineage: Eukaryota; Metazoa; Chordata; Amphibia; Anura; Pelobatidae. Bases 1 to 1908 code for a protein of 635 amino acids.
AUGGAUGUCGUUCUGUCCACAAACUGCAGCUCAGAUGAUUAUAUAAUUGUGAGGAAGCCCAGUGACUGCGUCCCACCCAGCGACGGCCCCCGUGUGUCAGACGGACCCCCCGGGACCCGGAGCCCCAGCCCGGUGCCUCCACCUCACUCGCUGACCCACGACAGGAACCGCGAGCAGAAGAUCCUGGAACUGACCAACAAGAUGAUGUCCCUGCUGACUGGAGAGGUUCCUGUAAGGUGUGAUGAUGUCACCGUCUAUUUCUCCAUGGAGGAGUGGGAGUAUUUAGAAGGACACAAGGAGCUUUACAGGGACGUGAUGAUGGAGACCCACCAGCCCCGCGGCUCUCCGGACGCAUCCGAGGUCAGAGAUCGAGACCCUAAUUUUCCGCUGGACUGUAAGACGUCUCAUUUUAUUAAGGAGGAAUCCGCCUCAUGUGAAGAGACAGACAUUUGUGACCCGGCUGAGUCUCCACAGACAGAGCUCACAUCGACUCGUAAUGAGGACGGAUCCCCCUCAGAUGAAGACGGAAAUGUCUCAGCCCCCGAUACACACACAGAGCACGACGGGGGGGAUAAUACGUCUGUCCACGUAAAGGAGGAAUCAGCUUCCAAUGAAGAUUAUUGGAUCCCAACCGAACACAAGGGAUCUACUUCUACUGAUAAAACCCAAACCAGUAACACACAUUUUCAGUGUGAAACACCCCCCGAUGAGGGUACAUAUAGCUGCCACGAGUGUCAGGAACGGUUUACCAGUGACUCUGAUCUUCUUCUACAUCAGACCAUCCAUAAUAGAUCGGCGGUCUCCUCUCUGGACUGUGGGAAAAGUUCUCACUCUAACUCUCCAAUAGUUAAGCGCCAGCAUAUUCACAAAGGUGAGAAGCCUUAUUCCUGUCCUGAAUGCGGGAAAUGUUUUAACAGGAACACACACCUUGUUGAACACCUUAGAAUUCACACUGGGGAGAAACCAUAUUCUUGUUCCGUGUGUGGAAAAUGUUUUAUUAGUAGCUCAUACCUUUUUCAGCAUUUCAGAAUUCACACCCAGGAGAAACCUUUUUCUUGUUCUGAGUGCGGGAAAUGUUUUCAUAGGAACGCGCAUCUUGUUCGACAUCACAAAAUUCACACAGAGGAGAAGCCUUAUUCCUGUUCUGAGUGCGGGAAAUGUUUUAAGCUAAACGCUCAUUUUGUCCUCCACCAGCGCACUCACACAGGAGAAAAACCAUUCCCAUGUUCCGUGUGUGAGAAGUGUUUUAGCAGUAAAUCAAGCCUUGUUCGACAUAGCAGAAUCCACACUGGAGAGAAGCCUUAUUCCUGUUCAGACUGCGGGAAAUGUUUCAGACAGUCUUCGGAUUUUGCCCUUCACAAGCGGACUCACACAGGAGAAAAAGCAUUUCCGUGUUCCGAGUGCGGAAAGCGCUUUAACCGUAAAUGGCACCUUAUUCAACAUGUCAGAAUUCACACCGGGGAGAAGCCGUAUUCCUGUUCUGAGUGUGGGAAGUGUUUCACGCGAUACUCACAUUUUGCCAUCCACCAGCGAACUCACACAGGAGAAAAAGCAUUUCCAUGUUCUGAGUGCGGAAAGUGUUUUAACCGUAAAUGGCACCUUAUUCAACAUGUCAGAAUUCACACCGGGGAGAAGCCGUAUUCGUGUUCGGAGUGCGGGAAAUGUUUCAAGCGAUACUCACAUUUUGUAGUCCACCAGCGAACUCACACAGGAGAAAAGGCUUUUCCGUGUUCUGAGUGCGGAAAGUGUUUUACUCGUAAAUGGCACCUUGUUCGACAUGUCAGAAUUCACACUGAGGAGAAGCCUUAUUCCUGUUCCGAGUGCGGGAAAUGUUUCACACAGUCCUCAGAUUUUACCCUCCACCAGCGCAGUCACACAGGAGAGAAACCAUUUCCGUGUUCUGAGUAAAUUG